Molecule: messenger RNA, 201 nt
Organism: Penicillium subrubescens
Lineage: Eukaryota; Fungi; Ascomycota; Eurotiomycetes; Eurotiales; Aspergillaceae
Exons: 1
Coding region: 1-201 (66 amino acids)
Source: RefSeq, a predicted model, not a curated record
AUGACGGAGGCCUCUGAGGUGAGAGAUGAGCAACGUCGGCUCAGAGAGCAGAUUCAUGAAGAUCUGGGGGGUGUGGCGACGGUGCUGAACACUAUCGCCGAUCUGCAGCUCGCGUUGACUCUCCGGCAUCGGGCGAUGAUGGACAUUGUCACUGGUUUGGCUUCCGACUCGGCUUCCAGGGACUUGGUCUUGACAGAGUAG